CUACCUUGCUUUGGGGUCCGGAAUGAAAUAAGCGGAAGAGCCGACAGACGGAAGAUUCGGCGGAAGCGGUCUGUCAGGGAAGAAACAUUUUCAGAAUUUGACACAAAGAAGCCUAAGGAUCUAAAACAUUUAAUAUUUCGAUAAAAACUUAUUCCCCAGUCCGCUGCAAUGAUUCUGCUAGAAAUCAACAACCGGAUUAUAGAAGAGACGCUGACGUUGAAAUUUGACGGUGCAGCCAAUGGAACUAAACCAGAGGCAGUGGAGGUGACAUUUGCAGAUUUCGAUGGUGUCCUCUACCACAUCUCCAACCCCGAUGGGGACAAGACCAAGCUGAUGGUCAGCAUCUCCCUUAAGUUCUACAAGGAGCUGCAGGAGCACGGAGCUGAUGAGCUGCUGAAGCGGGUCUAUGGGAACUUCCUGGUUUCACCCGAGGCGUGCUACAACGUGUCCCUGCUCUUUGACCUGGAUGCGGUCCCGGCCAAUAAGGAGGAAGUGAUCCACCAGGCGGGCAUGCUGAAGAGGAACUGCUUCGCCUCGGUGUUUGAGAAGUACUUCAAGUUCCAGGAGGAGGGCAAGGAGGGAGAGACGAGGGCCGUGGUCCACUACAGAGACGACGAGUCCAUGUAUCUGGAGGCCAAGAAGGACAGAGUGACAGUGGUGUUCAGCACUGUGUUCAAAGACGAUGAUGAUGUCAUCCUUGGGAAAGUAUUCAUGCAGGAGUUUAAGGAGGGUCGGCGAGCCAGUCACACUGCUCCCCAGGUUCUGUUCAGCCACCGGGAGCCGCCCCUGGAGCUGAAGGACACUGACGCCGCCGUUGGAGACAACAUCGGCUACAUCACCUUCGUCCUGUUCCCACGUCACACCAACGCCAACGCCAGAGACAACACCAUCAACCUCAUCCACACCUUCAGGGACUACCUGCACUACCACAUAAAGUGCUCCAAGGCCUACAUCCACACACGUAUGAGGGCUAAGACUUCUGACUUCCUCAAGGUGUUGAACAGGGCUCGACCCGACGCUGAGAAGAAGGAGAUGAAGACCAUGUCGGGCAAGACGUUCUCCCGCUGAGGCUGGUCCACACACGCACUCUGACCCCUGGACAUGCCCAAUCGUGCCACACUGAGACUCGACUCCACAUUGGACCGUAUCACAGGCCCCUAAAGCCCCGCCCAGCGCGUGUACAUCCUGUGUCUUUUUUAAAUAAAGUUGUCUCUUAGUAGAAAUCGAGGCUUAAACAAAUAAAAAGGGCAUUCCUUGCUUUGCAUAGUUAAAAGAUUAUUAUUAGUCCUAUAUAAAUAUAUAUAUAUAAAUAAAAAGUGAUGUUUUGAUACGA
Molecule: messenger RNA, 1333 nt
Organism: Oncorhynchus keta (chum salmon)
Lineage: Eukaryota; Metazoa; Chordata; Actinopteri; Salmoniformes; Salmonidae
Product: actin-related protein 2/3 complex subunit 2-B
Exons: 10
Coding region: 169-1068 (299 amino acids)
Biological process (GO): Arp2/3 complex-mediated actin nucleation; actin filament polymerization
Cellular component (GO): Arp2/3 protein complex; actin cytoskeleton
Molecular function (GO): actin filament binding; structural constituent of cytoskeleton
Source: RefSeq, a predicted model, not a curated record